Molecule: messenger RNA, 1698 nt
Organism: Papilio polytes (common Mormon)
Lineage: Eukaryota; Metazoa; Arthropoda; Insecta; Lepidoptera; Papilionidae
Product: transmembrane protease serine 9-like
Exons: 12
Coding region: 16-1698 (560 amino acids)
Biological process (GO): proteolysis
Molecular function (GO): serine-type endopeptidase activity
Source: RefSeq, a predicted model, not a curated record
ACCGGAGACUGUGUGAUGAACAAAAAUGCAAGGAUGAUAGGCGGAGUUAUAAGUGAAGCUAAUUCCAGACCGUUUCAAGUAGCUCUGUUGUUACGUGUCGGUGUGAACGGUGAGCAAGGAUUCUGUGGCGGCGCGCUUGUGCAUCCCGAGUGGGUGCUUACCGCCGCCCACUGCUGCUUCCACGACGACCAACAGGUCGACAAUGUACAGGCGGUGCUCGGCGCGCACUCCCUAUAUGACCGAUACGAGAAUGGACGGCGGAUUGUUAACGUGGAAGAGGUGGUCCCGCAUCCCGACUUCGAGCCUCAUACCUUCGCCAAUGACAUCGCGCUCCUCAAACUUGCCAACACCAUACAACUCACUGAUACCAUAGACACUGUUCGUCUUCCGUAUCAGAGGAUAUCUUCGUACAACUUCGCGGGAAUGGGCGCCAUCGCCUCCGGCUGGGGGAUAGCCGCAGAAGGUGUUACUUUCGUGUCGCCAACACUCCGUGAGAAGCUGAUGACGGUGAUGACGGACCCGCUCUGCAACACGUCGUACCUCGGUCAGCUGCCGGCCAACACUGUCUGCGGCUACAGCGGAUUGGCUGGUACUUGUAAGGGUGAUAACGGUGGACCUUUUACAAUCGUCUACAACGCAACCGAAGAAACUAUUUUGAUCGGCGUGGCUUCGUUUGUUGGCGCGGGCGGCUGCAGUGACGACGUGCCCUCCGUCUUCACACGCGUCCAGCGCUACUUGACCUGGAUCAGUGACGUCACGGGAAUCGUCAUAAUUGUAUAUAAGGGAAUGAUGGAGUUGGUUUUGGAAAGUCCAAAGAUGGGUCCCCUACUGUUCGCUUUGUGUUUGGUUGCGGGUGCUGCAGCGAGGCAGCCUGUGGCACUCCCGUGGGAUAAUUACCAUGAAUCGGUCGGAAUUCCUCUCGCGUCGAGGAUUAAAGAUGCCGAGGAUGGAUGGAUGUCGGGGGACUCAUUUGGUUCUAGAAUAGUCGGUGGCGCUGCCGCACCCCUAAAUGGUCACCCUUAUCUGGCUGGAUUGCUAAUCACGUUCUGGAACCAUCCUGGAACAUCAGCAUGUGGUUCUUCGCUCCUCUCCUCCAACCGGCUGGUGACAGCCGCCCACUGCUGGUUCCACUCACUGCAGGCCAACCAGUUCGUGGUGGUCCUCGGCUCCCAGUUCCUCUUCUACGGAGGCACCAGGGUUGCCACAAACAACGUGAUAAUGCAUCCACAAUACGUUCCCAGAACUCUGCUCAACGAUGUUGCCAUGAUUUUACUACCCACUAAUGUUUUCUUCUCUAACAGCAUCCAGCCGAUCGCGCUGCCCAAUGGUAACGAGCUGUGGGACCAGUUCAGCGGCGCGUGGGCCGUUGCCGCGGGAUACGGCAAGACAAAUGACCAGCAAGCGGGUGUGUCGGUGAACUCGUUCGUGAGCCAGGUGGACCUGCAGGUGAUCACAGUGUGGCAGUGCCAGGCGGUGUUCGGCAGCAUCGCGCAGCCCAGCAACAUCUGCACCAGCGGCGCCGGCGGCGUCGGCAUCUGCGGCGGAGACUCCGGCGGCCCGCUCGUCGUCAACCGCAACGGACGGAAUAUACUGGUCGGUAUCAGCUCGUUCGUGGCCAGCAAUGGCUGCCAGCUCGGCUUCCCCUCCGGCUUCGCUCGCGUCACCAGCUUCCACAACUUCAUCACGCAGUACAUGUAA